Malaclemys terrapin pileata is the source of this 546-nucleotide messenger RNA. Its product is annotated as kunitz-type serine protease inhibitor B1-like. Bases 1 to 462 code for a protein of 153 amino acids. The transcript is spliced from 4 exons. The record is from RefSeq and is a predicted model, not a curated record. Lineage: Eukaryota; Metazoa; Chordata; Testudines; Emydidae. Gene Ontology annotation, molecular function: serine-type endopeptidase inhibitor activity.
AUGAAAUCAGGCCUCCUCCUCCUGGGGCUCCUCACCCUCUGGGCUGACCUGACACCUGCCUCUGGGCAGCUCCGUCAAGCUAACGCCAUCUGCAAUCUCCCUGCGGACCCCGGCCCAUGUGAGGCCUACAUGACCCGCUACUUCUACAACUCGGCCACCAAGAGGUGCGAGGAGUUCAUUUACGGCGGCUGCCAGGGCAAUGCAAACAGGUUUCCCAGUAUGGACGAAUGUCUCAAGACCUGUGGAAGCUCAGGUGACAUUUGCCAACUCCCGCCUGAGACGGGCCCUUGCAAGGGACAGAUCCCGCGCUUCUUCUACAACCCGGCCUCCAGGACGUGCGAAAGCUUCAUCUACGGCGGCUGCCGGGGCAACGGGAACAACUUUAGAACUCUCCUGGAGUGCCAGCAGGCCUGCAGGAAACGCGGGCCGACCAGAGCGAGACCGGGAAGAGCCAGAGCGUGACAGCAGGGCCUGUGGGGGGAUGGGACAGGAUCCUCCAAUACGGUCCCCACCUGACACCCACCCCCAAUCGUCCGUGGGCCUGAU